Molecule: messenger RNA, 2129 nt
Organism: Hyposmocoma kahamanoa
Lineage: Eukaryota; Metazoa; Arthropoda; Insecta; Lepidoptera; Cosmopterigidae
Product: hepatocyte growth factor-regulated tyrosine kinase substrate-like
Exons: 3
Source: RefSeq, a predicted model, not a curated record
UAACAAAUAAAACUGAGAAACGGAUAAAUUUCAUUGUUCACAGAGGACGCUCGAUUGCCAACGACACAUCGGUGCAGACGCUAUUUAUGAACAUCACCGCCAUGCACUCGCGGCUGCUGCGGUACAUACAGCAACAAGAUGACAAGAGGGUUUAUCUAGAGAGUUUGCAGGAUAAAGUAAAUCAAGUGCGCGAUAGCCGCGCGGCUUUAGACACACUACGCGCAGAACAUACGGCGCGCUUAGCUGCGCAGGCGGAAGCGGCCGAACGACAACGGCAGAUGCAAAUGGCCGCCAAGCUGCAGGCCAUGCGGAAGAAGAAACAUGAGUAUCUGCAAUAUCAGAGACAACUUGCUUUACAAAGAGUACAGGAACAAGAAAGAGAAAUGCAGAUGAGACAGGAACAACAAAAGCAUCAAUACAUGAUGUCAGCAAACAGCUACUACAUGCCUGGUGUUUCUAUGCACCAGUAUCAGCCUGGCUAUUCCACGCAGCCGAUGUAUGCCAAUCCACAAUUCCAUCCCCAGAUGAUGCCUCAAUCUACCACCGACGCCUCUAUGUCACUACCAGGCCAACCGCAAAUGUCACAAGCAAGUAUCCUCAACUCAAUGGGGGGUAUCUCUCAAUCUAUGCCUCAGCUUCCUAACACCUAUGCGAUGACGACCUCCGGCAUGACCGUCAGCCAAACGCCCAUGACACAAGCUGCAAUGAACCAACCCAAUAUGCGACCAGCUAUGAGCCAACAGUUGCCACUGCAGCAACAAAUGAUGUUGCAGCAGAUGCACCAGAUGAGAAUGUCUGGCCAGCCUGGCUUGCAUCAGAUGAUGCCGCAAAAUAUGACGAAUGGUCCCCCUGGGCAAAGUAAUAUUCCCCAGCAAAACGGCCAAAACCAACAAUUGCAGAAACAAAACAUGCCAAAUCAGCCUCAACAGCCUAAUAUCAUGAUGCCACCCAUGACAUCACAACAACAAAGCAUUGGUCAAUCUAUAAUGAUAGCCACCAACCCAAUGCUAGGUAUGCAAAUGCAGAACAUGAGAUUGCCCAUGAUCCAUGGAAAUCAACCAAAUCCUAACCAGCAAAUCCCUGUUUUUCCUGGAGGUAUGCAGAACCAACAAAAUGCUCAACAACCGGGUUCCCAAAUUCCAAACAUGCAACAGCCCUCUCAGGUAGCCUUACCUUCGCAGCAAAUGCAGAUACCUGGUCAACCACAGGGUAUGCCUAUGCCAAACAAUAUUUCUCAAGGCCCACAAGGGCCUCAACCACAGGGACAACCUAUGCAACCUAUGCAGCAUUCUCAAGUGCAAUUAGUUCAAGGACAACCUAAUCUGCAGGGUCACCCUCAGAACCAACCUAUUUUAAUGCAAGGACAACAAAUGCAACCAGGCCAAAAUAUGCCGCAACAGAUGUUAAAUCAACCACAAAUGCAAGGACAGUUGCCGCCGGGGCACCAGACACAGUUGGUCUCAAACCAACAUGUCCCACCACAGAUGACGAUGGGACAAAUUGCGCAGUCUAUACCUCAGGGCCCACAGAUGCAAGGUCAGAUGCCACCUCAACAGCAAAUGCCACCUCAGCAGCAAAUGCCACCUCAACAGCAAAUACCUCCUCAGCGGCAAAUACCUCCUCAACAGCAAAUACCUCCUCAGCAGCAAAUGCCGCCGGGCCAACAAGUUCCUCACAAUAUACCAGGGCAGCCAAUGAAAGUACAGUCGCAGAAUUUUGGGAACAACCCCCCGUCCCAAGGGGCGGUAAAUCCUAAUCAACCGCAGGGACAGCAACCUCAGACGCCUGUUAAAUCUGAACAUAACAAUAACACGGCAGAACUAAUAUCCUUCGAUUGAGGUCAUGCUAGUCUGACCAUAGAGUUGAAAUAUUCGUAAUGACUGGUAGCGCCUGCUCCGUUGUACGUAACUUAAACGAUUGUAUGCAAUAAUUUGUCCUUAGAGUUUAGUGAUGAUGAUUCAUAAGAGUUUUAAAACCAAAAUGUUAAUGUUAUAAAAUAAUGGUUUUGAUAAUAAUAUUAAUAAUGUUUCAAGCUUUUUGAACAAAUAUUUAUGUAGUCAAGCAAUUUACAGCACUGCUGGCUUGAUGGUAAAUUAAUGGAAGAUAGGAGUGUCUGUCAGGAUGGCUGG